GACUUGCUCAAAUCUGACUUACUCCCAACUCUGGGUCCUGUGUUUACAGUAUCACAUCCAGCACAAAAGGCUCGCUGAGUUACUGAUGACUUUACUAGGCUAGCGUAUCGUAGGCUCGUGAUAGACCCGGACACAUUAGUGAUAGACCCGGACACAUGGAUGAUUUAUGUACCAAUUCCGGUUACAUUGCUGCUCUAGGAACGGAACUACAGUAUGUUCUAAUUGAGGACCCUCUACAAUUAUUUUUGCAUUGCAUUGUCAAACUUUUUGAAUGAUGCUACUUUUCUGCAACUGAACUUGCCUUCUUCUAACAAACCUGUGUAUCAAGAAGAAAAUACAAAAUUGAUUGUUAUCAUGCUAAGAUGUCACAAUAUUUUCAUAGUUGAUGCAGAAUUGAUACAAUAUUUAUUAUUCCUUUUAAGGUAAAUUAAUAAAUAACAAAUAAUCAUCACCUUACACACUUGGCAGUGGAAACGCAAACUGGAUUCUAAACAUUAGUUGGCUUUCUGAGCUAAUUAGGCCGUGUCCACACUUAAUCAUGUUUGUUUCAGGUUAAAUCAACAGUCAUCCAAUUGCUCGGCUUGUGGCUUUAAAAAGAUGGAAGCUGUUAGUCCAACAAUUUAAAAAAAAAAAAAAAAAAAAAAGUGGACAAAAUGUGUGCACCAUUUGUUGUUUUACGUGAACACAGCCUUUGUCAAGUCCUAUUUUUUCAACUCUCUGUACACAAUUUUUGUCUCUCGAUAUUGCUGUUUCUGCAUUCAGGUCAGCAAUUCUUGCUUAAUUUUGAGGCCUCUCCAGACAGCCUGAAGUGGCUCACUUGAUCCGCAGCCAACUACCCCUCUUUCCCACUGUCGCCCUGUCUGCUCUGCCCGGUAGCCUCUUCACCACGUACAGCUAUACUUAGAAGACUAUGUUUGGCUCUAAUUGAUGAGACAAAGGGGCCUCUUCUGCCUUUUGAAGCAUUCCGUGUGUAUAAAGGAAAUGGCGGAUUUAGCUUUUCUCCCUUUUCUUUUCUUUUUGACAGGUCGUUCUUGUCAGCGUUUAACUGGCCCACAGCCACGGUUUCGCUCCAACUGAUUGGCAGAUUAAUUAUGGAUGUGAUUUGCUUGGCCACUGGCGAUGAGGGAGUCAGACUCUCCUUGGAGAAGACAGCAUGCUAAUGUCCUGAUUUGAGGGCCCAGACUCCAGCUUAUCAGCCCCACCUGCUCCUCUCCCAACCAGUCAGUCAAUCAAGCUCCUACAGAGGCCACCAGUUUACCUUCAGGCUUUAGGGUUUACCCUCCCCACCCCCCUCCCCCUUCCUGCUGCCCGGCCUGUCGUCACCAUGACGUCGGAGCUGGAAAGUAGUCUGACCUCCAUGGAUUGGCUUCCUCAGCUUACCAUGCAGGCAGCCAUCCGCAAGGCCGACAGCCAGCACGGCCAUGGGCCAGGCAUGGGCAAGAAGAGCACCCUUCUGGAUCCCAACACCACGCUGGACCAAGAGGAGGUGCAGCAGCACAAGGAUGGCAAGCCGCCCUACAGCUACGCCAGCCUCAUUACGUUUGCCAUCAACAGUUCGCCAAAAAAGAAGAUGACAUUGAGCGAGAUCUACCAGUGGAUCUGUGAUAACUUUCCCUACUACAGAGAGGCAGGAAGUGGCUGGAAGAACUCAAUACGGCACAAUCUGUCAUUGAACAAAUGUUUUCUCAAAGUGCCUCGCUCCAAAGAUGACCCAGGAAAGGGCUCUUACUGGGCCAUUGACACCAACCCAAAGGAGGAUGCCUUGCCAACGCGGCCCAAGAAAAGGCCGCGGUCUGGAGAGCGGGCGUCUACGCCAUACAGCCUGGAGUCGGAGUCUUUGGGGAUGGAGUGUAUGAUCUCUGGAAGUGCCUCUCCAACGCUGGCAAUCAACACUGUGACUAACAAGGUGGCACUGUACAACACGGACCAGGAAGGGAGCGACAGUCCGAGAAGCAGCCUUAACAACAGCCUGUCCGAUCAGAGCCUGGCCUCCGUCAAUCUCAACAGUGUGGGCAGCGUGCACAGCUACACGCCGGUGUCCAGUCACCCUGAACCCGUAUCCCAGUCUCUGAGCCUCCAGCAGCCCCAGUCCCAGUACAACAUGCCCGACAGAGACAAGCAGCUCAUGUUCUCUGAAUUUGAAGAUCUCAGUGCCUCCUUCCGCAGCCUUUACAAAUCCGUCUUUGAGCAGUCCUUCAGCCAACAAGGUCUGAUGGGAAUACCAUCAGAUGCGUCACAGCAGACCCACACGUCCUGUUCCUAUCAGCACUCCCCCGGCGGCGCCAUCAGCACGCAGAACAACCUGUCCAACAACCAGCCCAACAGCCACUCCAACAACAGCGGCCAGGUGCCUCUCUCCCACCCGGCCCAAGCCCACCCCGGACACGGCUCCCCGCACGCGCAGCACCUUCCGCAGCACGCCGGCCCGCACAACCAGCACUCGCAGCACUCGCAGCACCCGCAGCACGGCCAGCACCCGCAGCAGCACCAGUCCCACGGCCAGCACCCGCAGCAGCACACGUCGCAUCCCGCCCAACACGCGCAGCACAGCCAACACCCUGCGCAGCAUCAGAGCCUCUCCCACCAGCCGCAUCCUGCCCAGCAGCAGAUGGGCUGCAAUCCAGGUUUACUUUCUGAUUGGUACCCCAAUCUGGACGCACUGAAAGAAAGCUGCCGCAUUGCGAGCAGCUAUAAUUGGGCUGAUGUGGACCUGUCACCUUUCCAAGGAUUGCGAGAGAGUAUGAGGCAGGCUGAAUUGAACAACUGGUCGCUGGAGCCCACACAGAUUGCCGACCUGUGCUCGUCCAUCAACCAGUUCUUCACCCGCACCGGCGUCAUCCAGCCGCAGGGGACUGUGCAGCCGGCCGUCUGCCACGCGCCCAUGCACCCAAACAAACCCAGCCAGCACCUCGGCACAGGAAAUCUUUACAUGGACUCCAGACAGAGCAUGUCAAUGAUGGGCCCCCCGGGGUAUCCCCACAUGCCCCCCAUGAGCAGCGCAGGACCCACUAUGACUGGACACCACGCUCAGAUGAACCAGCAGCAUAUGAUGCCAAGCAGAAACUUCCAGAUGCAUCGCAUGCCGGCCGACGACAUCCAGGAUGAUUUCGACUGGGACUCCAUUGUGUAGCUGCCUCUUUUUUUUUUUUUUUUUUUUGCAAACAAAAGGAGCGUAGAGCGAUGAGAGGAGGUGGAAGCCAGAGGAAAUCAGGCUGGGCUAAAAAAGGCCGCGGGAGGGGGAGGAGAUGGAGGAAGAGCAGAACCCCCCCCCCCCCACACACACACACACACACACACACACACACAUCCCUCUUACUCCCCUUCUAAGUGGGUGAACAUUAGACGGGCUGCCCUGAGACAUUUUUACAUAACCAGAAAAAGACAAUCAUAUUAGUGGGACAGGAUCGUGUAUGUCUCCAGGCCGCCCCUCCCAUCACCCUUACCAGCGGCCUUCCAAAAACCCCGCAAACCACCCCUCGAUCCCACCCGUUUAGCCCCGCUUUUAGCCACUCCACCAUUGUUCUGUGAUUUGAGCUUGUGAUUCUUCUUCUCGUGUUGGCCUCAGCUGCCUUGUGGAUGGUUUUAGUGCGGUCUCUCUCUCUUUUUUUUUUUUUUAUUAAUCCUUUUUAUUGUUUUGUAAAAGAAACGCAGGCCGCCUCUGUGAGUCGUGACUGUGCACUCGACGGUGGAGGAGGGCCCCCGUGUGGUUGGCGGCGAUGUUUGGAUUACGCUCGCUGAGGUUUUGAACAGGGUGUAUAAAAAUAAAGGGUCUUCGGGCCUUCUGUUAACUAUAUAAAACCAUAGAAUGAAAGCCAAUCAAUGUGUUCAUACAAAGGAGUGUUUGGGCCCCAUUGAAAGGGGGGAAAAAGGUAAAAUUACAGGAAAAAAAGUCACCCAAAUGUUGCAAAGGAUUAUUUUGAAUUUUAAUUCGUCAAUAUGGUGUGUGAUAGCAACAGGAUACCAAAUGUUAUGUUUGUUUUGUUUUUAAAGGUGUAGGCACAUCCACAUCCAUGUCAUUCUAUCCAUCAAUAUUCCCUUUGGAGCAGUGUUUCCCAACCUUUAUUGAGCCAAGGUACACAUUUUAAAUCUCAUGGCAUACCAUCAAUCCAUUUUCUGAGCCACUUAUACUCACAAGGGUUGCGGGAGUGCUGGAGCCUAUCCCAGCCAUCAUCGGGCAGGAGGCGGGGUACACCCUGAACUGGUUGCCAGCCAAUCGCAGGGCACAUAGAAACAAACAACCAUUCGCACUCACAUUCACACCUACGGGCAAUUUAGAGUCCUCAAUCAACCUACCACGCAUGUUUUGGGGAUGUGGGAGGAAACCGGAGUGCCCGGAGAAAACCCACGCAGGGACGGGGAGAACAUGCGAACUCCACACAGGCGGGGCCGGGGAUUGAACCCCGGUCCUCAUAAGUGUGAGGCAGACGCCCUAACCAGUAGACUACCGUGCCGCCUCAUGCCAUACCACCAAACAAAAAUGUACUGAAAUAAUAAUAAUCUGGUCUCAAUUUACUCAGGCUGUGAAAUCUGGGCCAAUUUAGUUGAACACAUAGCUGAUACCCUUGUUAUAUGAAUGGCAGCUUUGCAUCGCUAACAGCUAGAUGAACAAAGAUACAUUAUUUGUACUGGAUAAAUCAUUUUGGGACCAAAUUAAAAUUGGAUAAUGUCUGGCUCUCACAGUGGUUGGGAAUAACUGCUUUAGGGAUGGGCAGGGUCAUCAAUUUAUUGAUGCAUAAGAAUUGAUGGUUCAUUAGUCAUGUCUGGAAGCGAUUGAGACAAAAUAGUGUUCUCCUUCUGGCUGCAUCUAAUCGCUACACUGUCAGUCAUCAUCUACUUCACAUCCAUGCAGACACUUACUAUUUUGUCCCAUUCUAAAUUAUUUUCUUAAAAUCAAUCAAUAGAACGUUCAUUUUCCCUUGGAGAUCAAGGAAAUGCCCAUCCCUAAUUCGUUUUUACACCUAGCAGCCUAUUGAUCAUUAAAGGGGUCAUUCAUAACAGCUAGGUGAAGCAGCACACUGAAAGUGAAAAGCUUAAAAUCGACUUGUGAAAUUAAAACGGAAUUCACUCGUAACACACUGACGUAUUCUCAAUAAGAAAAUGCUACAAAUGCUAGUCUGGCUAGCAUUAGGCUGAAAUCCUUCUAUUUAGCAUAAAGUACUCCAGUGUCUCUCCUUAAGAUUUCAUUUGGAUUGAAACUGCUACUUCCUUAGCAUACAACGUCCAUUCACAGUAGAGCAAACGAGGCAAUGAGAUAACGAAAGCUUCCUUCGCAAUAUGCUCUCAGAUGCGCUUUAUGCUAAGUUAUGCUAACUCAGCUGCAGUGGCUGCUUGGUCAGUGGGCAACUAGCAUGCAGAUGAAGCAGGGUGAGGAGUAGGUUUCGGGCUAGGGGUUAGUUAGUGUUGGAGUAAAGGUUAGGAUUCAUUUUCAAUCACAUUAUUGAUCGUUUUGUGUCCGCCAUAUUGUCGGUUGAGAUCUGGAGGAUAAGCUCUGCUUGAAACUGAAAGACUAGCAGACUGAAUCAUUUUUGAUCGUUUUCUCCGUAUAACCGUAAUCGGUUCAUAUCAGCUUUGUUGUAAACGUUCCGAUCUCGCUGGAUGUGUACAUUCAAAUAACACCGCGGCAACAAUGAACCGCUGUCCAAUGUAGGCUAUAUAUUUUAUAAAUCCGUGUUGCUGAAGAAUACUGAACUAAAAUACAAACAUUGAAAAUGGAGACAUGGAUGCCCGGCAUACUAAAAUGAGUCCUGCAGCAGGGUUUUCUACACCGAUGUCCUGUUGUGGUAAAUACAGUACUAUGUACCAUACAUUACAAUGUAUGUAACAUACAUUUUGUAACGUUUUUUAAGCGUUAAAGCUUAACUUUGAUGACCUGUUCAGAACAAACACAGAUGUAUGGACUGGAUAUCUGGCCGGCGUGAGCUCAGCUGUGCUUAUUCUUAUUGUGCUUGACAAAUUUUCUUUUUCGAAAUUGGCGCGAGUGAAUGAUUAAAUGAGACUUUGUCCCUCCCGCUUGUAUUGUCACAGCCAAACACUGCACAGUAAUUCACCAUUGCGUCAACUUCCAAAAUGGCGGUGCGUGACAUCACGAAAAAACAAUCUAUAGACUCACACUGGGUUAGGCUAAUCAGGACUAGGGUAAGGCAAAGUUUGGGGUUGAAGUAAGGGUUAGGGGUUACAGCUGGCUGGUGGAAGUCAUGCUUAGGGUACUCCUUAGUGCCUGUCAGAAAGCCAAAAAUGUUACCUCAGAUUAAUCAACUCGCUCACAUUGGGUUUUGGUUAGGGUUUAGCUUAAGUCAGUGGUUCUCAAACUUUUUACACCAAGUACCACCUAAAAAUACACUCAACUCCUCACCAUCAUGACUCACAUUGAAAUACAGUUGCGUAGGGUUUAUUCCUAAAAUGUAUAUAUUAUAUUAUUGUAAGCCACUGUCACAUUAUGCACAGUUUGAACAUUAACACUGUGCUUAGAUAUAGGAAAAUAAAAAACUGUACUUAAUGAUUACUUAAAACUAUCCAUCCAUCCAUCUUCUGAGCCGCUUCUCCUCACUAGGGUCGCGGGCAUGCUGGAGCCUAUCCCAGCUGUCAUCGGGCAGGAGGCGGGGUACACCCGUGAACUGGUUGUACUUAAAACUAAACACACUAAAAUAAAAAAAAUUGCCAAUAUAGAUGUUUGAAAACAAACAGUUCUAAUAGAUGAAAUGCAACUGUUGUACUUUAGUUAAAUACAAGUGAACUGUAAUUAACUAAUGUAUUGUUUUGUACUUGAUUUUAAAAAAACAAAAAAACUUUAAAGUCACUGUAAUAUGCACAGUUUGAACAUUUGAUUAAGUUAUUCUGUGGUGUUCCACUAGAGGGAGCCGUUGUACCACAUUGACAAUCACUCACAGGGUAAGGGUUAGGGGUCAGUUAGGGUUAUGGGUCGUGUAAUGGCUAGUACCUCUGAUUAAUGAUCAAUAGGCUCUAUUCUUGCCCUAUAAACUGUCACUUUUGUUUAUUUUCUUAACAUAGUGAAGAUGACUUUUCAAUGCUGUAUUGGGAGUUUAAGCACUUAAGGUAUUAUGCUAAUUUUUAGUUGACGUUUUGUUGUAAGCACAAGCGAUUUUUGGUGAAAAGCACACAAGAAAGAAAACAGAAUGAUUGGCAGUUCUGGAAACUUCUGUAUCAGAUAUGCGCUAAAACAACAGCACUCACAUGGUGCAAAUUUUCACACACUUGGCCAUAAAUUCUGUCAUCCUUUUUUUCCCCAUUUAAUCUGAUGAUUUCGGUCUGGCUCUUGCACUAGGGAUGGACAAUUGACUCCAUUCUCUUGAUCGACCAAGAUAAACAAUUAAUUGUUAGUUUUUGAAAAAAAUGUUUUUAAUUGGAUGGGAUUCAGAGCGAUCACUGAACUCUAAACUCUUGUUUCCAUGGCAGUGUUGUAUUGAAUAGAAUAACGUUGCCCGGAGGAGUCAAUUCCCAUUUCUGACAUCAUAUUUUUCUUCUUCAGACCGCAAACAAAUUUCAACAAAGUAGUGACAACUCCAUUUUACCUCAAUUGCAACAAUCAGUUCCACACAAUCGACCGAAUUCUUAACGAUCAGUCAAUCGACUAAUCGAUCAUUAUGCCCAUGCCUAAUUAAGUUUGUAUUCCACUAACAGUGCCCCCCCCCCCCCCC
This is a messenger RNA of Phycodurus eques (leafy seadragon), 7655 nucleotides long. RefSeq names its product forkhead box J3 (gene foxj3). The coding region runs from base 1325 to 3130 and encodes 601 amino acids. The record is from RefSeq and is a predicted model, not a curated record. NCBI's taxonomy places the organism in Eukaryota, Metazoa, Chordata, Actinopteri, Syngnathiformes, Syngnathidae. The transcript has 12 exons. Gene Ontology annotation, biological process: regulation of transcription by RNA polymerase II. Gene Ontology annotation, molecular function: DNA-binding transcription factor activity, RNA polymerase II-specific; RNA polymerase II cis-regulatory region sequence-specific DNA binding. Gene Ontology annotation, cellular component: nucleus.